Messenger RNA from Diospyros lotus (date-plum), 1187 nucleotides. Its product is annotated as deSI-like protein At4g17486. The transcript is spliced from 5 exons. Gene Ontology annotation, biological process: protein deubiquitination. The coding region runs from base 233 to 886 and encodes 217 amino acids. The record is from RefSeq and is a predicted model, not a curated record. Gene Ontology annotation, molecular function: deubiquitinase activity. NCBI's taxonomy places the organism in Eukaryota, Viridiplantae, Streptophyta, Magnoliopsida, Ericales, Ebenaceae.
UUCAAAUCCUCAACCUUCCACUGCGUUCAAUCGUCUGUCAAAAAGGGAGUCUUCUAAGCCCCGGAAACGCAUGUCUCUCUCUCUCUCCCCCCGCUUCACCACACAGCAAGAACUCGAAAAUUCCAACUGAAAUCUCUGGUUUUACUUUAUCUACUGUAGUUGAUGCUGAGCUUUGGGUCUUGAGAAUUCUUCUGUUGGCGAUUGAGAAUUGGUUGAUAGACUGAUAGAUACAAUGCGGUUAUUUCCGUUGAGCUCGAGUUCCUCCCAGGGAGGAAGUAAUCGUGCUCAAUUGUAUCUCAAUGUCUAUGAUCUCACCCCCAUAAACGACUACCUCUAUUGGUUUGGCUUUGGAAUCUUCCAUUCAGGAAUAGAAGUGCAUGGUUCCGAGUAUGGAUUUGGAGCACAUGAGUAUUCCACCAGUGGGGUAUUUGAGGUGGAACCAAGAAGUUGCCCUGGUUUUGUUUUCAGAAGGUCAGUCCCUUUAGGCAGCACAGACAUGUCUCCCUCAGAAUUUCGGUCAUUCAUGGAGCAUCUUUCUACAAGAUAUCAUGGGGACAGCUACCAUUUGAUUGCCAAGAAUUGCAACCAUUUUACAGAUGAUGUUUGCAUGCGUCUUACUGGAAAGCGUAUUCCUGGAUGGGUGAAUAGGUUGGCUCAAUUAGUUUCAGGCUCUUUCUGCAACUGUCUACUGCCAGGAAAUAUUCAGGUCUCAGCAGUCAGACAUCUGCCUGAUCAUCCAGCUUAUUCUGAUGGGGGGACAGAUUCAGCUGCGUCAUCUGAGAGUGAAGAGGGGGAGCUGGAUGAUCAUCUAUUAACUAUGACGAAUGGCGAUGUGGCUUUUGUGAAGGAGAAGACAGUAAUGAGGCUGACAAAAGAUGUCCUUUGAUAUUUUAUUUAUUCUUUUCCCUCCUAUCAUUAAUUCCCUUUCUCGGGUUGCUGUUGUAUGUAGCGUAUAAUCUCUCAACUAUCUCACUAAAUAUGCUCGUCUCUAUUAGAUUCUUAAAAUAUAUGUUUAUCUAUGUUAUAUAUGUGUCCCUUGUACCUGUUGGUUGUCUGUUUUAUUCUGAUUGAAGCUGGCUUUCCUUUUUGCACUGUUGUCCAAAGACAGUAUCGAAUUCCCUGUUUUUGCAAUUGUAAAAAUGUUGCUUCUAAAUUAAGUGGAAAUCUCCCCCUCAUGCUAUUCAUCU